Messenger RNA from Nothobranchius furzeri (turquoise killifish), 7517 nucleotides. Its product is annotated as zinc finger protein 271-like. Gene Ontology annotation, biological process: regulation of gene expression. Gene Ontology annotation, cellular component: nucleus. Lineage: Eukaryota; Metazoa; Chordata; Actinopteri; Cyprinodontiformes; Nothobranchiidae. The record is from RefSeq and is a predicted model, not a curated record.
AGCUACCAGCGCUAGCUUGCUGUGCUGGUGUGUGAGGGGGAACCUCUGAGGCUCUGCAGCAACAAUGUCUUCAGCUCAGUCUCUGAGAGAGGUGAUCAGAGAGCGGCUAACUGCUGCUGCUGCAGAAAUCUUCUCCGAGUUUGAAAAAACCAUCGUCCGCUACGAGGAAGAGAUCGAUCGUCAGCGCAGACUGCUGGAGAUCAGCUGGAAACCACAGAUCAACUUACACAGAAUAGAACUCCCACUGCAUUAUGUCAGGACAGAUGAGGAGGUUCUGACUGACCAGCAGCUCUGGAACCAGGAGAGGACCUCCAGUUUGGAGCAGGAACAAGCAGAACCUUUACAGGAGGGACCAGAACCUCCACAGAUGAAAGUGGAGCAGGAUGAGCCAGAACCUUUGCAGAUUGUAAAACAAGAGGAGCUCUGCAUCAGUCAGGAUGAAGAGCAGUGUGUACUGAAGCAGGAGACGGUGACCUCCCUUGUGACUCCUGCUGGUGAGGAAAGAGACCACGAUGAAGCAGAGCCAGACAGACACCAACUCCUUUUGUCACUGUUUCCUGAGGCUGAGAUCAGAGCUGCUGCUGCUCCGGGGUCAACAGAACUUCCACAGCAUCAUAUCUGGGAAAAAGAAGAGGUUCUGACUGACCAGCAGCUCUCUGACCAAGUGUCAACCUCCAGUAUGGACCAGGAGGAACCAGAAGAUCUACUGAUCACAGAGGACCAGCCAGAACUCUAUAUCCAUCAGCAUGAAGGGCAGUUCCUUUUUAAGCAAAAACAUGUAACCUUCGUAGGGACUUAUCCUUCUAACGAAACAGACUGCCAUGAUCCAGAACCCAACAGGAAGCAACCCUUGAGUCAGAAUUCUACAGAAGCAGAGAACCAAGAUCAGGGUGGAUGCAAGAAAGAAAACUCAGAAUCAAACAGCAAUGAAGAACUGACACAUAAUAAAAGACGUCUGCAAAGCGAAGAUCACAGAGACAAUGUAGAUGUUCAGACACUGAAAAAGCACAAGAGGGCUCACAUAGGUGAGAGGCCAUUUUAUUGUAAGCUCUGUGGAAAAUCUUUCAGUCACAAGUCUUGUUUAUGUCGUCACAUGAGAAUUCACACAGGUGAGAAGCCAUAUCCAUGUAACGCUUGUGGUAAAUGUUUUACUGCCAGUAGUGACUUGACUACACACAUGAGAACUCACACAGGUGAGAAGCCAUUUCCAUGUAAAACUUGUGGGAAAUGUUUUACUGCCAGUAGUGUCUUAACUAAACACAUGAGAACUCACACAGGUGAGAAGCCAUAUCCAUGUAAAACUUGUGGUAAAUGUUUUACUAACAGUAGUGUCUUGACUAAACACAUGAGAACUCACACAGGUGAGAAGCCAUAUCCCUGUAACACUUGUGGUAAAUGUUUUACUAACAGUAGUGUCUUGACUAAACACAUGAGAACUCACACAGGUGAGAAGCCAUUUCCAUGUAACACUUGUGGUAAAUGUUUUACUGUCAGUAGUAACUUGACUACACACAUGAGAACUCACACAGGUGAGAAGCCACAUCCAUGUAAAACUUGUGGUAAAUGUUUUACUGCCAGUAAUAUCUUGACUAAACACAUGAGAACUCACACAGGUGAGAAGCCAUAUCCAUGUAAAACUUGUGGUAAAUGUUUUACUGCCAGUAGUGUCUUGACUAAACACAUGAGAACUCACACAGGUGAGAAGCCAUAUCCAUGUAACACUUGUGGUAAAUGUUUUACUGCCAGUAGUGACUUGACUACACACAUGAGAACUCACACAGGUGAGAAGCCAUAUCCAUGUAAAACUUGUGGUAAAUGUUUUACUGCCAGUAGUAACUUGACUUAUCACAUGAGAACUCACACAGGUGAGAAGCCAUAUCCAUGUAACAAUUGUGGUAAAUGUUUUACUAACAGUAGUGUCUUGACUAAACACAUGAGAACUCACACAGGUGAGAAGCCAUAUCCAUGUAACACUUGUGGUAAAUGUUUUACUGCCAGUAGUACCUUGACUAAACACAUGAGAGUUCACACAGGUGAGAAGCCAUAUCCAUGUAACACUUGUGGUAAAUCUUUUACUGCCAGUAGUGACUUGACUACACACAUUAGAACUCACACAGGUGAGAAGCCAUAUCCAUGUAACACUUGUGGUAAAUGUUUUACUGCCAGUGGUGGCUUGACUAAACACAUGAGAACUCACACAGGUGAGAAGCCAUAUCCUUGUAACACCUGUGGUAAAUGUUUUACUGUCAGUAGUGACUUGACUAAACACAUGAGAACUCACACAGGUGAGAAGCCAUAUCCAUGUAAAACUUGUGGUAAAUGUUUUACUGCCAGUAGUGGCUUGACUUAUCACAUGAGAACUCACAGAGGUGAGAAUAGGGAUGGGUACCUUUGACAUUUGAAUCGAUUCGGUACUAAUUCCCGGUACCUAGGAAUCGAUACCGGUACUUAACUGUACCAAUUUUAGAUACUUUUGAGUGUUUAAUAUUUUAAUUCUUUUAUAAUUAAAUAUAUAUAUUUUCUCAAUAUAUAACCAUAUUUGAUAAAUAUCACAAUAAAUAACAUUCAACAGUUUGUAUUUUAACAUCGACCUUGUAGUUUUAUAAGCUGAUAAUUAAACUGAAGCAAACAUCUUUACUGUGAACUAAAUUUACUGUGUAUCUUCAUUCCUUAUGCCGUCCUUUUUCAUUUGAUUUUUCCUACUGGGAAGUUAGAAUUUCCAGGAGAAAGCGAACGCACCAUUAGCUCAUAACAAUGGUGGCAAUGGAAGCUAACAUAUCAAGCUAACGUUAUCUUAAACAGUUUAUUUAGCUGCUGGAGCAGAUUUAAACAAUGAUGCCUCACACUUGGAUCAUUGUUGCUGGUUUCAUCUCCACCCAAUAACCCGUCACAUUUAGUAAAGUGAAGCCAAACAUUAGAGCGUGUUCAUGUCCUUUUAGUCGGAAAAUUGGAGUUCUGAGGAGAAAGCGAACCCACCCAUUAGUUGAACGGAAGCUAACAUAUCAAGUUAACGUUAUCUUAAACAUUUUAUUUACCUACAGGAGCAGAUUAAGAUGAGGAUGUCUCACUUAGAUCGUUGUCGCUGGUUUCAUCAUCACCCAGUUACCCAUCACAUUUAGUGAAGUGGACUCAAGCUUUAGCGUGCAUUCUUUCUACCAUGCUGUUCUGUUUACAACUGGCUCGCAGCGAGCGACGACAUAACACUCUUGCGCAUGCGCAGCUGUCUAGGCAAGUUCUCGUUAUGAAGGACGGGUACCGAAACGAGGCACCGUUUCAAAUGAUGUGAAUCGGUAGCCUAGUGAACUAGACCAAAUUCUUGCUUUGCAAAGAAUGGUCUAGGCAUGCUCCAUUGGAACCUCAGCAGCUCCUACCAGGACUCUGGCUAGCCAAUCACAGCUCUCUAGAGGGGUUUCAAACACAUGGUAAAUGGCCUGUAUUUGAUAUAGCGCCUUCUAGAGUUCUUGAACCCCCCCAAGGCGCUUUACAACACAAUCAGUCAUUCACCCAUUCACACACACAUUCACACACUGGUGGGGAUGAGCUACAAUGUAGCCACAGCUGCCCUGGGGCGCACUGACAGAGGCGAGGCUGCCGAGCACUGGCGCCACCGGUCCCUCCGACCACCACCAGCAGGCAACGUGGGUUAAGUGUCUUGCCCAAGGACACAACGACAGCGACAGACUGAGCGGGGCUCGAACCUGCAACCUUCCGAUUACGGGGCAAGCACUUAACUCCUGUGCCACCGUCGCCCACAUAAAGAGCUGUGAUUGGUCCAUAAUGGUGGGCCAAUCAUAGUGCUCUAUCUCUUUAGUGAACAAAUCACAGAGCUUUAUCCGCUUUGUGGGCCAAUCAGGGCAUUCUAUAUGCCUGGUGUGUGGGAUGAUGCAACAGAGUGAAACAAGAGUAUGUCACAUUCAUUGUCCAGUGGAAUGCGGAGAUCAUUUGAAAGACAACAGUAGAACCCGCCCCACAACCGAAAGCCGUCAAUGGAGCGUGGCCAGACUAAAUAAUACAUUUAUUUAGUCUGGCUUGCCAGGCUAGUGAAUUGGUGUUCAGUCGGUACUAUGGAUUUCGGUCGGUACCUUAAAAAGCACCGAAUUCGGUACCCAUUGCUAGGUGAGAAGCCAUAUCCAAUUAACACUUGUGGUAAAUGUUUUACUGUCAGUAGUAACUUGAGUUAUCACAUGAGAACUCAAAACAAGUGAAAAGUAUUUUCCAAGUUUGGUCUGUAUGAAAUUUAGCCAGAUAUUUUCUUUACCUUUUUGUAAUUAUAAUUGACCACUCUGGGUUUUUCAUGCAGGCUGAACAUGAAAAUAGUCUCCUACACCUUUCUCCUGCAUUAGCUUCUGAUAGAAAAUAGAUGAAACUCAUGUAUUUGAAAAUCCUCACAGAUCUAUGUCACACUGUGAAUUGGCAUUUAUGGACUCGACGAUCUUGAUUCACGACAGGGAAGACUGUUGUUGUUUUAACGUCCGGUAAUCAGCAGUGGACGUCUCGGCUAGUUUAAGCUAACUGUCAGCAUUAGCAACUACACCUCACAGCAGAAGGUCCUCCAGGCUCGUGUAUUUUGAGAGAUAAAAUAUCCAUGUUGCAAGUCAGUGGUAGAGUUGCAUUGCUGUUAUCCAGUCUGGGGCGAGAUGUCCACACAUCACGAAAUAAGACUCCAAAACCCGCCGUCUAAGGCCUAGUCCACACGUAGCCGGGUUUUUUUAAAAACGAAUAUCCGCCCCUCCAAAAACUUGUAUCCACACCACCUCGUUUAAAAAAAAAAACUGUCCACACGUACCCGGAUAAACACGUUGUUCAGGACAUGCCAGACCUGUAGGCGGCAGUACUUCCCCCGUUCUUAACCUCGUCCUUCGUCUGUGGUCUUCCGCAAGGAGCAGUAAUUCCGCUUGCAAAAACAAACAAGCAAAAAGCGCUUGGACAAUUGAUAAAGUGAGCGCAGCUCGGUGGGCUUCCAUGAUGCCGGCUAGUGUAAACACAGGUCGCACACGUGAUGUCAGCAUUUUUUGUCGCGGAAACUGACGUUGCGGACCUUAAAACUCCGAUUUUGUCUGUCCACACGCAGACACCCAAAACGGAGAAAACGCAGAUCUUCACUUUGGCCGGAGUUUUUAAAAAGAUCCGUUUUCAUGUGAAAAAAACUCCGUUUUCGUGUCGAUGACAGGCCAAAACGUAGAAAAAUAUCUACGUUUUGGCAGAUCCCCGGCUACGUGUGGACAGGGCCUAAAGCUCAGCUGUGAUGUGAGAAAAUUUUAGGUCUGAGAAAUGGUGCAACAGUAUAAUUGUUCCCCCUGAGAACCAUUUACGAGGUAUUCAAUCCUACCAGAGACCACCGCACUGAAAAAAAAUGUCACCCACUCAUUGAACACAUAAGCUAAUUCCAACGCUCUGUUAAAGGCACUCUGAUAUUUUUUUCUUUUGUUGAAUAAAAUUCUAUGUAGUCUGUUAACAAAUUAAUCUUUUUUCAUUGAUAUUUUUAGUCGUUUAUUCUAAUUUAGCUGGAAAUUUUACAUUUUAAUAUACAUAAACUGUGGUUGGCCAAUAUUUUAAUUGUUAAGCAUUUUUCAUUAGUCUUUAUUUUCAAGGUUUGUUUUUGUUCUGUUUGGUUUUAGUUUCAUCUACUUUUUAGUUUCAGUUUAGUUUUUAUUAGUGUUAAUCAAUUUUUUAUAGGUUUUUGUAAUAUUAAGUUACAUAUCAGUGACAAGACUGAUAGUCUGAUACUGACUGUUGGAUAAAAACAGUAUUAGAUGCAUGGAAAAUGAUUUUGUCUGGGUACCAUCUGGUGUUUUUUGAUUGAAACGAAGGUUUAUUCCAUGUUCAUAUUUUGUUAUUAUUCUGUGCCUCCGGCAGGGAGGUUUGACCUUGUAAGUCUGCAGUUCUGUUAUCACGAAAGCUCCCUAGUGAAGUCCAGACGGAGCUUUUCUCUGUUAUACCAAGAACCAGGGAAAGUUUCCUUUCUGUGAGGGGGUGGAUUUGUUUAUCUUUAAUGUGUGUGUGUGGGGGUGUGCAUGUAUCGGGGACUUUGAGAGUGUUACGUGUGACAGGUUCGGCUGCCGGUUCGCUGGGGGAGGUUCGGCUGCCAGUUCGCCGUGUGUGUGUUCCUUUGAGAGUGGUUUUGCUGUGUGACAGGUUCGGCUGCUGUUUUGCUGUGUGUGUGUGAGAAAGAAAGAGGGAAGCGUUAAUUUGUUUCGGUGGCUGCCAAAUGUUAUCUGAAAGAAUUAUUUUACUAUACGCCCUCAUAAGCAGUCUGAUUGUCUUUCUAAUAAUUUUCAUACUAGAACUAAUCGGAGUUCUUCCAGCGUGUUUUACUAAACCAGUAAACAAAACAUCUUAGAUACGAUGGGGAAUACUAAAUCAAAAGACAGAGGAAGGGAGAAACAGCGAGAUGAGGCAGAUAAGACGGGUGGGCAGACAGAACAGAAAAGACAGAGAGAAGGGGAAACAAAAAGAUAACGAAGGCGAAGCAGGGAAGGAUGUAUCCGUCUUCAGAAAACUAUGCGAUGAUUUAUCCCUUGGGCCAACUCCCCUGUCGUAUCGGGGAGCUGGUGAAGUGGCAGGUUCAGCUGCAGCUGCUCCUUCCGCUCCGCCGGCUGAAAGGAUGCACCCGUUCAAACCUGGAGAACAGUCAGAGAAGUGGGUCUCAGAUAUGAUGGAUGUGAUUCACUUGGUAAACCUGUUCUUUUUAAAGCUGCCGCUCUGGUGGCACAUGGCCCAGGUCAUGUGUCAUCAGGGGGAAUGAAUCAUUUAAUUUAACUUGUCAAACGUUUUGGUUCCGAUGGUCUUAGUUUAACAAUAUCAGUCCCUUUCUGGAAUGUAAACCAAAUGUUUACAUUGGCAGUCUAAACACCCAAGCCAAAUAUUACGAACUCUUUUACCUGUUUUCUUUUACUGUUUUGACUAAUUAGGUUAAUUUUGAAAGAAGUGGUUUAAUUUUGAUCUUUGUCAAUUUCUUUGGAGUAAUGAGCUGAUUUUGUGAGGCUUAUUUUUAAAUUUUACGGUGAGUUCUUCUCACCACAUUCUAUUUUAUCAUUUUCUUUGGUCUUGGUGCUGGAAUUCUACACAACGCAGUACAACCAUUAGUGAAAUUUUGUUUAGUACUGCUACAGUAAGGGUGAACUGCCAUUUUUUUAACCUUUUGCUUGUUUUGAAUAGGUCAGUCAGCUAGGGUUAGAUACAUGCAUUCAGGUUUUUAUUAUAUGAUGUUUUAGGGGUUGUGAGAGCUAGAUUUUUGUUUGUUAUUUUGGCCUUCGUUCACCCUGAAGCAAACGCAGUGGAUCCAGCCUGUUAGAAAAUAGAUUUCCUACCCUAUUCAGGGUUCAUGGUUAAAACUCUGUUCUCUUCUGUUGCUGAGACAGUUUUUUCUUAUCUAAUGGUUUUAUAUUAUGACUAGUCCAUGUUGUUUGAGUUUAUUCAGUCCUGGGUCGAUAUAUGUUAACCUUUUCUGUGACUGUUUACAUGUUUUGUUUUGACCCUAAGACACCUUAUCUUUAAACAAUAAAGGACAUCCUUAC